AUGGUCGCCUCCUCAGCGCCGCGCACCAUCUACGACAAGUGCUACGACGCCCAUCUGGCGCACGAGCACGACGACGGCACCGCCAUCCUCUACAUUGACCGCCAUCUCGUGCACGAGGUCACCUCGCCGCAGGCCUUCGAGGGCCUGCGCAACGCCGGGCGCAAGGUGCGGCGGCCCGACUGCACGCUCGCCACGGUGGACCACAACAUCCCGACCGUGUCGCGCAAGGCGUACAAGGACACCAAGUCCUUCGUCGAGCAGGCCGACUCGCGCACGCAGUGUCUCACGCUCGAGGACAACGUCAAGGAGUUCGGCCUCACGUUCUUCGGGCUCAGCGACUCGCGCCAGGGCAUCGUGCACAUCAUCGGCCCCGAGCAGGGCUUCACGCUGCCCGGCGCCACGAUUGUCUGCGGCGACUCGCACACCUCGACGCACGGCGCCUUUGGCGCGCUGGCGUUUGGCAUCGGCACGUCCGAGGUCGAGCAUGUGCUGGCCACGCAGACGAUUCUGCAGAAAAAGGCGCGCAACAUGCGCGUGCAGGUCGAGGGCGAGCUGGCGCCGGGCGUGACGAGCAAGGACAUCAUCCUGCAUGUGAUCGGCAUCAUCGGCACGGCCGGCGGCACCGGGUGCGUGAUUGAGUUCUGCGGCUCGACGAUCCGCGCGCUCAGCAUGGAGGCGCGCAUGUCGAUCUGCAACAUGAGCAUCGAGGCCGGCGCGCGUGCCGGCCUCAUCGCGCCCGACGACAUCACCUACGAGUACAUCAAGGGCCGUCCGCUGGCGCCCAAGGCCGGCGCAGAGUGGGAGGCGGCAGAGAAGUACUGGCGCACACUGCCGUCCGACGAGGGCGCGCACUACGACGUCGACGUGCAGGUCAAGGCCGCCGACAUUGCCCCCACCGUGACUUGGGGCACGUCGCCUCAGGAUGUCGUGCCCAUCACGGGCAACGCGCCUGACCCGAAGCAGGCCAAGGACGAGGCGCAGGCUCUGGCAUGGACGCGCGCACUCGAGUACAUGGGCCUCGAGGCCGGCACGCCGAUGGAGAAGGUCAAGGUCGACAAGGUCUUCAUUGGCUCCUGCACCAACUCGCGCAUCGAGGACCUGCGCGAGGCUGCGCGCAUCCUGCACGGCCGCAAGGUGGCGCAGGGCAUCUAUGCCAUGCUGGUGCCCGGCUCCGGCCUCGUCAAGAAGCAGGCCGAGGCAGAAGGCCUCGACAAGAUCUUCCAGGCGGCAGGCUUCGACUGGCGCGAGGCAGGAUGCAGCAUGUGUCUCGGCAUGAAUCCGGACCAGCUCUCGCCCGGCGAGCGCUGUGCCUCGACGUCGAACCGCAACUUCGAGGGCCGGCAGGGCGCCGGCGGCCGCACGCAUCUCAUGUCGCCGGCCAUGGCUGCCGCGGCCGCGGUGACCGGAUUCCUCACCGACGUGCGCCAGCUCACCUCGGGCGCCAAGGUGGGGCACGAAGCCGCCCAGCCCGACUUUGCCGUGCAGAUCUCCGACCCCAAGUCGUACCUCACCGACAAGACGCUUCCCCCGCCUGCGCCCAUCACGCCGGCCAUCGCCACCGACGAGGAUGUGAUUCGCGACGUGCCCGAGUCGCAGAUCGCCACCGUCGGUUCCGGCGUGCAGGCAUUCACCGUGCUCAAGGGCAUCGCUGCGCCGCUGGAGCGCUCCAACGUCGACACGGACCUGAUCAUUCCCAAGCAGUUCCUCAAGACGAUCAAGCGCACCGGCCUCGGCUCCGCGCUCUUCUGGCCGCUGCGCUACGAUGCAAAGACGGGCGAGGCGGACCCGAGCUUCGUGCUCAACAAGGAGCCCUACACGCAGGCCAAGAUUCUCGUUGUCACCGGGCCCAACUUUGGCUGUGGCUCGAGCCGCGAGCACGCGGCGUGGAGCCUGCUCGACUUUGGCAUUCGCGCCGUCAUUGCCGAGAGCUUCGGCGACAUUUUCCGCAACAAUCUCACCAAGAACGGCCAGCUGCCCGUGACGCUGCCGGCGGCGCAGAUUGUGCGCAUCAGCGAGGAUGCCAAGGCGGGCAAGGAGGUGGCGGUGGACCUGCAGCGCCAGCAGAUUGUGCUCGCCGACGGCACCGAGUAUGCCUUCGAGACGCCCGAGUUUGUGCGGCAUUGCCUCAUCAACGGCCUCGACGACAUUAGCCUGACGAUGGAGCACGAGGCGGCCAUCAAGAGCUUCGAGAAGAAGCGCAGCGCAACGACGCCGUGGCUGGACGGCUUUGGCUACGCGGGCAAGCUGCAGCCGCUGAUGGAGAAGGCCAAGGACGUGGCGAGCAAGGUGACGGGGACCGACUGGUAGACAGCUCGCCGCGCCGGCAGACUCGACAUGGCGCGGAGGGCUCGGAUGCAGAGACACG
This is a messenger RNA of Tilletiopsis washingtonensis, 2365 nucleotides long. Its product is annotated as 3-isopropylmalate dehydratase. Gene Ontology annotation, cellular component: 3-isopropylmalate dehydratase complex. Gene Ontology annotation, molecular function: 4 iron, 4 sulfur cluster binding; 3-isopropylmalate dehydratase activity. The transcript is spliced from 4 exons. Lineage: Eukaryota; Fungi; Basidiomycota; Exobasidiomycetes; Entylomatales. Gene Ontology annotation, biological process: L-leucine biosynthetic process. The coding region runs from base 1 to 2307 and encodes 768 amino acids. The record is from RefSeq and is a predicted model, not a curated record.